UUGGUAGAAAAUGUAUAUCUAUGAUUGGAGCAACCACGCAGCCGUUCCAAUUUAAAUUUUUAAUGCAACAGUCAUUAUCUGCUCAACAGUCGGUCGCUUUCAAACGGAUUCUUUGUGUAUUGUAUAGAGUAUUUCUUUCUUAAUUCGUUAUUAGUGUAUAAUUUUUACGCAGUUUAAAAUGUCGUCUAAUGCAGAAAAUGAUAAGAACACCAUUCCAGAUAUUAUUAUCGACAAAACCAGGAAAUGCAGCUAUCAAAGAUUACGGUUCUUUGGAAAAGGAGGUUUUGCAAAAUGCUACGAGAUCCAGCAUACUGGUACAAAAGAAGUGUUUGCAGGCAAGAUAGUGCCCAAGUCCAUGAUGACUAAAUCAAGUCACAAAGAGAAGAUGGCUCAAGAGAUAUCCAUUCACCGCUCACUGUCUCACAAACAUGUCGUAGGCUUCCACAGCUUCUUUGAAGAUGUUUCUAACAUUUACAUAGUGCUAGAGCUGUGUAAAAGACGGUCCAUGAUGGAGCUCCACAAGCGGCGGAAAGCGAUCACGGAGCCAGAGACUCGGUUCUUCAUGCAUCAGAUCCUGGAGGGCGUGCGCUACCUGCACAGCCACCGCAUCAUCCACCGCGACCUCAAGCUGGGGAACCUGUUCCUCAAUGACGAACUACUCGUCAAGAUCGGCGACUUUGGACUCGCCGCUAGAAUUGAAUUUGAUGGAGAGAGAAAGCAGACUGUUUGUGGAACACCUAACUACAUUGCACCAGAGAUACUGACUAGGAAAGGUCACUCUCUGGAAGUAGACAUUUGGAGCUUGGGUUGUAUCAUGUACACAUUGCUCGUCGGGAAACCCCCCUUCGAGACCUCAUCUCUGAAGGAUACCUACAAGAGAAUAAAAGAGUGUGAAUACAGGGUCCCGUCGUCGCUGCGCAAGCCCGCGGUGGAGAUGAUCGUGAUGCAGCUGCAGGAGGACCCGCUGAAGCGCCCCUCCGUGGACAAGCUGCUGCAGCACCAGUUCUUCACGUCGGGCAUCAUGCCCGCCGCGCUGCCGCUCUCCUGCCUCACCACCGCCCCGCGCACGGACCAGCUCGAGAAACUCGCGCUCCAGCGACGUCCGCUACAUGAAAUCAAUUCUAAUGACGAUGGACAUCGCGAUGAAAAGAUCUCGGUGCCCAAUGGACUUGCGGAGACUCAGUCGAUCCGACAGCACCUAUUAUCUCUACGAGAACAGCUCGUCAAAUUGCUCUCUAGUAAGCUUAAGAACCGGCGACAACUGCUGACGGACGAGCUGAGCGACCCGGCCGCGCAGCCGCUCGUGUGGAUCAGCAAGUGGGUGGACUACAGCGACAAGUACGGCUUCGGCUACCAGCUGUGCGACGAGUCCGUCGGCGUCAUGUUCAACGACACCAGCAAGAUCGUCAUGCUCGCCAACGGAGUAAAUGUACACUUCAUCACUCGCGAAGGUCAAGAAAUUUAUUUAACUAUGGAUGAGUACCCACCUGAACUCACUAAGAAAAUGAAGCUUCUGAGUUACUUCAGGAGAUACAUGAGUGAUUACCUCAUGAAAACAGGCGCGUCGGCGGUGGUGCGCGAGAGCGACGGGCUGUCGCGGCUGCCGCAUCUGCACCAGUGGUUCCGCUCCACGCUGGCCGUCAUCAUGUACCUCACCAACGGCACUCUGCAGAUAAACUUCCAAGACCACACAAAGAUAAUACUGUGCCCGCUGAUGCAAGCCGUGACGUACAUAGACGUAGAGAAGAACUUCCGAACAUUCCGCUUCAGCACCAUCGAGAAGUACGGAUGCGACCAGAAGCUGUACAACAACCUCGCGUAUGCUCUAGACAAACUAAACUCGGUGCUCGGCUUUCCGAUGUGCCCGGUGAUGGCGUUCAGUUAGAGGACGUCGCCGGCGCCCGCCUCGCCUCGGGCA
Molecule: messenger RNA, 1918 nt
Organism: Cydia amplana
Lineage: Eukaryota; Metazoa; Arthropoda; Insecta; Lepidoptera; Tortricidae
Gene: polo
Product: serine/threonine-protein kinase polo
Exons: 10
Coding region: 179-1885 (568 amino acids)
Biological process (GO): protein phosphorylation; mitotic spindle organization
Cellular component (GO): kinetochore; cytoplasm; centrosome
Molecular function (GO): protein binding; protein serine/threonine kinase activity; ATP binding
Source: RefSeq, a predicted model, not a curated record